GCGCCUCCUGCGCUCUGCCGUCCUCUGCCGCUGGGUCGCUGGUGAUGCCGAGCGUAGCGGGGCGCUCGUACAUUUCUGUGCGCGGCUACAACUGCAGUUGCCAAGACUGAAUGAGACGGAGGGGAAGGAGCUGGAAACGAGAUGAUGGAUGGUCCGAGUGGUUCCUCAUCGGCCGGACAGCUGUAACGUCGGCGGAGACACGCGUGGAUUUAAUCGAAGGGUUCAGGGCUUCACUUUGACAUUCAGGCAGCGGCAGAAUGAUCGAGGAAGGCAGCAAACGAGGCAAGGCCAUGGUGGAGAAGAGACAGCUCUUCAUGGAAAUGAGAGCUCAGAACUUUGACGUUAUCAGACUGUCAACUUACAGGACUGCCUGCAAACUCCGGUUUGUGCAGAAGAGAUGCAACCUUCAUUUGGUGGAUGUCUGGAACAUGAUCGAAGCCUUUCGUGACAACGGGCUCAACACGCUGGACCACAACGCUGAGAUCAAUGUCUCGCGGCUGGAGACUAUUCUGUCUUCCAUCUACUACCAGCUCAACAAGCGGCUGCCCACCACCCACCAGAUCAAUGUGGAGCAGUCCAUCGGGCUGCUGCUCAACUUCAUGGUGGCCACAUAUGACAGUGAAAGUCACGGGAAGCUGACCGUUUUCUCCAUGAAAGCCAUGCUGGCGACGAUGUGUGGAGGCAAAAUUGUGGACAAACUACGCUAUAUUUUCUCGCAGAUCUCAGACUCAAGCGGAGCCAUGGUGUUCGCUAAGUUCGACCAGUUUCUCCGGGAGGUGCUGAAGCUCCCCACAGCUGUGUUCGAGGGCCCCUCAUUCGGAUACACGGAGCAUUCGGUUCGGACGUGCUUCCCCCAGCAGAAGAAGAUUAUGCUGAACACGUUUUUGGAUGUGUUGAUGGCAGAUCCCCCCCCUCAGUGUCUCGUGUGGCUGCCACUCAUGCACCGACUUGCUAAUGUUGAAAAUGUCUUCCAUCCGGUGGAAUGUUCUUAUUGCCGGAGUGAGAGCAUGAUGGGUUUCCGGUAUCGGUGCCAACAGUGCCAUGGCUACCAGCUCUGUCAAAGCUGCUUCUGGCGUGGCCAUGCCAAUGGUCCCCAUAGCAACCAGCACCAGAUGAAGGAGCACUCGUCCUGGAAGUCUCCGGCCAAAAAGCUGAGCCACGCCAUCAGUAAAUCUCUGGGCUGCGUCCCGAUCGGAGAGCCGCCGCAUCCUGUGUUCCCCGAGCAGGCCGAGAGACCGCAGGAACUCACCCACACAGUUCAGCCGAAACCGGUGGCCAACAACAUGAACGACACAAUGCUCAUGUCCUCCGGGGCACCUACUCCUACCAAAAGUGUCUUGGAGAGUCCGAGCCGGUUAGAUGAAGAGCACCGCCUCAUCGCUCGAUACGCUGCCCGCCUGGCAGCCGAGGCGGGAAAUUCCACACAACAAUGUCCUCCGACGGAUCUGAGCUUCAACUUCGACGCCAAUAAGCAGCAGAGACAGCUGAUUGCAGAACUGGAGAACAAAAACAGGGAGAUCCUGCAGGAGAUCCAGAGGCUGCGUCUGGAGCACGAACAGGCCUCUCAGCCGACACCAGAAAAAGCCCAACAGAACCCAACACUUCUGACUGAACUGCGGCUCCUCAGACACAGGAAGGACGAGCUGGAGAGGCGCAUGUCGGCUUUGCAGGAGAGCAGACGGGAGCUGAUGGUGCAGCUGGAGGGGCUCAUGAGGCUGCUGAAGGAUGAGGAGCAGAAGCAGGCUUCCCAGUCCGGAGGCUCCCCUCAUUCCUCCCCCAGCCACGGUGCAGGCUGCUCCAUGCCCAUGCCCAUUCGCUCCACCUCUGCCGGGUCCACGCCGACCCACACACCGCAGGACUGCCUGGCAGGCGUGGGAGGAGACGUGCUGGAGGCCUUCGCUCAGGGUGUACCUAGAAAUCUUCGGAAUGAUCUUUUAGUUGCUGCUGACUCAAUCACAAACACCAUGUCAUCACUGGUGAAAGAGCUGCACUCAGUGGAUGACAGGGCCGAGGACGAGGAGACCAACAUGAGGAACGGUGGGGACAGAGGUGAGUUUAGCUGAAGCAGAAUGAACAACAAAAAAGUAGGAAUUAUAAUUAAUUCAUAUUAUAUUAUGCAUAUAUAACAUAUGGCAGAAGCCCAGAACAGGAGUGGUUGCAAUAAUUUAAUUUUCUCAUGCCCCCUCGGUAUCACAGCACCAAUGUGUUCUUCUAAGACAAUGGGAUAAUUAAAUUGUGAAGUCAAGAAAAUCACAGUUUGUUUCUAGGACAAGUAUUAAAAAAAAAAAAAAAAUCCAGUUACCUUGUUUUCCAGAGAUAAUUACCUCAUUUUCAGUGACAUAAUCAAAUGAACAGUUUUUACUAGAAAACAAGAGGUAACUUCUCUACUUAAAUAUUUAAUUUUCUUGGGAAACCAUAUCUCAAGCUAGCAAGAUAAUUAACCAGUUAUCAUGAGAGUAUAACUCAAAAAUCUAAUCGGAGAUACUAACAAAGUCAAUAGAAUAAAAGUAAAUUAUUGCAAACGCAACCGUUCUUGGCUUCUGUUAGAAAUUAAAAUUAACUUGAGAAACAAGUUUCCUGAAGUACAAAUACUUUCUCCAAACAGAGAAGCAGCAGCUGGUGCUAAUAAUGAACAUGUUGUUUCUUCAUUUGUUCGUUUGGAAAAUGGCAACUAAAUAUUUGCAUGGCGUCUUUAUCGAUGAAUAAUAUACUUGUCUGGCUCUUUGUAAUGAGCUACCGCUGCUGCCAUCCGAAAGUAGCAAAUGCAUCGUGGCUCGCUGCCACGGAGUCAUUUUUAUUCCACUAAUUCGUGCAGACUGUCAGCGGCUCAGCUCUUCUGUUUGUGUUAUCCAGGCACAGCGAGAGUACAGAAGCACUGAGGGAAAGACGACACCAUCCCAUCAUGUAAGGACGUCCGGUCAUCACCUGGGAAGAAUCAGUAACAACAUCAACAACAACAGGAACCCCCCUGGCAUUAGCACGUAGAGUAAUGCAUGCUGUAAUCUAACAGGAUUUCACUAUGUGAAAAAAAAAAACAUUUCUUCACACCUUGCAGGUAGCAAGAUGUGUCUAAUUAGCAAGUGUGUAUGUUGUCCUGUAAACAAAAAACUGCGGUUAUUACCCAAUGAUUUCCCUCAUGACGGCUAAGGAAUGGCUUGCUGUGCUUUCUCUCCCAACUGUUACAUUGCAGCAGAUCAUUCUGUAUAUAAUAUACUGUAAACACAUGGGAAAAAAGGCCUCCUGUCACCACGCUUUUCCCCGUUAUUGCUUUUUGUAUGAUUAGCGCUAGCAUUUCUUUAAAUUUUUUUGGUCUGUUUCGAUCUUUUUUUUGUUUUUUUAUUAUUUUUUCUUUUGCAUGAAGUUGCACUCAUGUCAGGAUUUAGGUACUGUACCACGCUAUGCCAGCUCUUUGUGGGUUUGUGAUGACAGCCGGGUUGUCAGAAGUGUCCUGCCUCAGAAUUCACGCUGAGCGUGUUUACUGGCACAUCAUAUUCUGGAGCUCAAGUCAGCAGUAGCCAAAAUGUGAUCUGGUCUCAGUCGGAAGGGACUAAGGGAUAUUUUGGGAAAUAAAUUCAUUCAAUUUCUCGCCAAGACUCUUGAAAAGAUCAUAGUUAGCUUAGCUUAGACUGGAAGCAGAAGGAUCAGAUAAAACAGGUGAAAGGGCACUUUCCUGAUAGAAAAUAGUCCAGCACUAAAUUUAAAAAAAUGAAAUAUGUGUGUUUUUACACUUCCCUGGAAAGAGAGAAACAGCUUAUCUGGUUCUGUCCAGAAAAACAAACAAACUUUAAAGCUUAAUAAUAAUAAGGGAAAUCUAAUAAUUGAGUGGUUGGGUGCAGAUGCCAUCAAUAGUGAGUCAUUGGUUCAAUUUCAACAGCUAGACUCUCCUGUUUAUCUCAAUAUCGACAUAAAAGACAAAAUUUCUACAUACAGAUUUGUAAAAAAUAUUCUAUAUACAGAGUCCCCAAAUAACUACUUUUAUCUUCUUUUUUGUAAAAGAAGCUACGUUCAGAACUAUUCUGUCACACAACACCUCAUUUAAAACCAGAAUUAUAGCCAGGCUGGUUAAUAAAAUUAGAAAAACUCAUUCCAGAUCUUGCUCAUAGAUGCGCACUGAUGUCAUUUUAACCAAUGCUGUUCAUGCAAACUGUCAGAUCACAGAAGUGCACACAUCUCUUCAAAAAGAGUGUGCAAAGAGGACAACUGUGCUUCCCCGUUUCAGAAUUUUAAAUAGUAAUGCUAUACAGAGCCCCCAAAAAACUAAGUUUAUCUUCUUUUUUUGGAAAAUAGGUUGUGCAGGACUAUUUCAGGGCAACAUUACUUCAUAUAAAACCAUAAAUAAAGCCCGGUUGAAUACUUACCUCCCUAUUUUGAACUGAGCUGAACCAACAGGCUGUACAAAUUCAUCAUACAGACCUGAAGGCGGCAUCUCAAUAUUAACAAAAACACAAAAAUUUCAAAAACUUACUGUACAGAUCCCCCCAAAACCUACAUUUAUCUUGUUUUUUUUGUAAACGAAGUUACAUGCAAGACUGUUUCUGGGCACUUCGAUGGUUUGCCCACAACAUAACCUCAUUUAAAAUCAGAAUUAUUGCCAAGUCAGUUAUUAAAAGUAGAAAAACACAUUCCAGAUCUUACUGAUAGAUUUAGAGAGAGAACAACAGUGAUCCCCUGAUGCAAAAGCCAAAGUUAUUGUCAAUUCUUCAAUAUAUACAUGACAUAGCAAGGAUAGAAAUUACCUUACUCUCUCUUUAUGCAACAGUAGACAUUAAAUAAACACAAGGUUCUGAGAUUUUAUAUAUAUAUAUAUAUAUAUAUAUAUACAUACAUACAUACAUACAUACAUACAUACAUACAUACAUACAUACAUACAUACAUACAUACAUACAUACAUACAUACAUACAUACAUACAUACAUACAUACAUAUAUAUAUAUAUAUAUAUAAAGUUAGGAAUAUAAUGUGAAUAAUUAAAAGUAAAGAAGUAAAGAUUGAAAAAGGCAACAACUAAGUGAAUUAAAAACCAGAAAGCAAAAAUCAGCCUCCAAACACCUGCAUUUAUCUUCUUUUUUGUAGAACAAGGUACGGUCAUGGCUGUUUCUGGGCAUUUUGAAGGUUGCCACACAACAUUACCUCAUACAAAUCAUCAUGUAACUCUAUAAAUAUAUCUCAGUUGGGUAUUUACCUCCAUGUUUUCAGCAGUCCUGCCUAUCUCUAAUUUAAUAAAAACACAAAAGUUCCCAAAAAUAAUAUAGAAAGCUCACUAAUUAACAAAAUAUGUUCUUUUUUUUGUGAAAAGGGUUACAUGCAGGACUGUUACUGGGUGCUUUGAAGGUUGCCACACAACAUAAACUCAUCUAAAACCAGAAAUAUCCAGGUUGGUCAAUUACCUCCAUGUUUCCAGCUAAGCUAAACCAUGUUUACCGCACAAACUUGGCUAGAAAGCUCAUGAACAUAUUUCUUAAAAUGUUGCACUUUUCCUUGAAUUUUUUUUUAAAGAACUUGUCAUGGAAGUAGCUGGAGACUCGAAGAAUGCAAUCAGCUGCAUCAGUUGCUGCAGUGGGAAGAUGCAACCCUCCAGAAUACAUCGUGCACGUAAAACGCACUCGCUGAGUCACAUACUAUUCUACCUGCUAACGUGCUCCCAGUGAGCCACCCUUUGCAAAUAAGAGGGCUGUGCGGUUCUAAAAAAAAAAAACAGAAACGAGGGGCUACUGCAAAACACAGUGUCGUUUCCUCCCAGCGAGAACUUGAAACAGAAGCACCUGAAGUUCUCGUCGCAGCUCGGUGCCUCCUUCCAAAACCUCCGUUGUUUGACGCGUAGGGAAGCAUGUCAGGAUGUUUAGCAGUAACCAGUUAGGCACUGAGAUGUAGUUUAGAGUUCAGUGUGUGAGGAUGUGCUGUCGUAGUGAGCCUGUAGGAGAUGCUUCGAUAGCUUUAUUUAGUUCAGGGAAGAAUAUUGAUAACGUGCAAUGAAGGUAGGCGCUCAGAGACUGCAGAGCUACUUUAGGUGAAAUAUAGUGCAAGAAACCACAGAUUAAGAGGUCAAAGGUCAGCGAUAGUUAAAUAUGAACACAGUAGGUCCACACUUAUUUACUAUUUCCACGUGCUUGUUGUAAGAUUUGGUUCCCACAGUCGUUUCCUGAGUCAGUUUUUUUCAUUUUCCGGUGAAACUCUUACAAAAGCGAGCGAAGAAUGUGGAUCCUAAGAGCAGUUUUCGGUGAAGCAUGUAGUUCGUCUGUGUAUGAAUUUGUUGUGCGGAAAAAGCAAAGUGAGGAUGUUUAUUAUGAGUCACACAGAGAUCAGGAUAUAGGUUAACUUUACGUUUCUGUCUUCGGAUUUAGUGUUUUGUCGAAUUAUAAUGUGCGACGUCUGGUUUUUCAGUAAAUGCCAAUGUGGUGAAGGUCUGGGAGCAGCAAGUCCUGGGAAAUCUGAACAGAAAGCGUGAUUUUAUUUAGUUCUAUUUUCAGAUUUGUACAUUCAAGCCUGUCUUAUAAGCUACAUAUAAGGUUUCCACAACCUGUUACACUGUGUCAAGAAAAAGAACAAUUCUAAAUGUGAUGUUUUCAUUCAGUUCUGUCCUGCUCCAUGUUAUUAUUAUGAUUAUUAUGGUUUGCAGCAUUAGUGGAGUACAGUCAUUGUAAUGUCAAAAUUGCAGAUUCACUUGCACACUUGAAUAAUCGCCCAGAUAUAAAUUAUUAUAGCUAGCAGAAUUUAAAGUUCUGUGACCACUGCUGUCGAAAAAACAAGAAGUACUGUCUUCCCUUUCAUUUAAAUGCAGCUUUCUUUUCAUUUUCUUUCCGUUCGUGCCUGUAGCUGUUCUGUAAAGUGCUGUUCAAAGUAACCAUCCAGCAAUUAAGACGAUAUCUCAGCCUUUUCUGUCAGAGUUUUUAGUCUCUUUGUGACUUUGUAGAGAUUUUAUUUAUUUAUUUAACGUGUUCCCUAAGUGGUGGAGUGGGGGGUGGGGGUGGGGGUGGGGGGGGGGACUUAACGCUCAGCCUUUACAUUUGUGCCAUACAGAAUUACAGGUAUAUAUCAAAGUAUAUCUGCGUUAGUAUGUUGUUGCCCAUAGUUUAUACACAGAAUGCCUGGAGAUGUUUAAUGAUUUUUUUUCCCCUGCUGCUGGAACCUGCUGGACAUUUAAUAGUGAAUAAAAGUAGAAAACACAUUCCAGAUGUUGCUGAUAAACAGUCAUUGAUGUCAUUUUAUCCAACACGGAGGCAAUACUGUAUGCAGACCAAACUCGGGGUCGUACAAAAUAAACACAUCCGGUCACAUAGAGGUGCACAUUGUGAUCCUUUUAGCGUUUGCAGAGAGACAAAGAGGACGACGGCGAUCAGCUCCCCUGAUGCUAUUUAUCUAUGUCUGUGUUCUGUACGGUUCUGCUUCUGGUACACAUUUGUUUCUCAUGUUGAUUUUACAAAAAAAACACAUAGUUUUAUGUCACAAAGCCACUGUCUUUUGUAAAUAAAUCAAAUGUGAGAUAUAUUAAAAAGAUUUAAAAUAUG
Molecule: messenger RNA, 7504 nt
Organism: Amphiprion ocellaris (clown anemonefish)
Lineage: Eukaryota; Metazoa; Chordata; Actinopteri; Pomacentridae
Gene: dtnbb
Product: dystrobrevin, beta b
Exons: 20
Coding region: 258-2063 (601 amino acids)
Biological process (GO): synaptic signaling
Cellular component (GO): plasma membrane; synapse
Molecular function (GO): zinc ion binding
Source: RefSeq, a predicted model, not a curated record